This is a messenger RNA of Anopheles bellator, 784 nucleotides long. Its product is annotated as coiled-coil domain-containing protein 25. The transcript has 3 exons. NCBI's taxonomy places the organism in Eukaryota, Metazoa, Arthropoda, Insecta, Diptera, Culicidae. Bases 115 to 744 code for a protein of 209 amino acids. The record is from RefSeq and is a predicted model, not a curated record.
AACAAUAUUGUGCGGCGAUAAAAGUGCGACACCGGGAAAAAGGAUUGUGCCGGUUGCGGAAUGUAAAACGCGCCCACGGAAUUGGUCGAGCUCUGUGCAUCAGUAUUUGCCACGAUGGUCUUUUACUUUACCAGCAAUGUCGUGCAGCCUCCGGUGACCCUGUUUAUGGGCUUGGAUAAGUACGAAAAUGAAGACCUCAUCAAAUGGGGCUGGCCGGAGGAUGUGUGGUUCCACGUUUACAAAGUAUCUUCGGCUCACGUAUAUUUGCGGCUCCAGGCCGGGCAAACGCUCGAUGACAUACCGUCGGCGGUUCUGGAAGAUGCUUGCCAGCUCGUGAAGGCCAACAGCAUCAACGGCAACAAAAUGAACAACGUCGACGUUGUGUACACAAUGUGGGACAAUCUGAAGAAAACGCCCGUUAUGGAGGUUGGUCAGGUGGCGUUCCACCGUGACAAGGAGGUGCGCAAGUUCCGCGUGGAAAAGCGCAGCAACGAGAUCGUCAAUCGGCUCAACAAGACAAAGCGCGAAGAAGAAUCGAUCGACUUCCGGGCGGAGCGCGAAAAACGGGAUGCACUGGAACGGGCGGACAAAAAGCAAGCGGCCCGGGAGGUGCGAGAGCAGGAAAAGGAAGACCAAAAACGGCGCCAGGAGGAGGCGGAACUGCGCAGCUACAACUCACUUAUGAAGGCGGAAAACAUGAAGUCGAACUACGACGACGGAAACGAUUCGGACGACUUUAUGUAGGGCCACCGGUUGGUGGAAUCAUACUAUUAGAGCGAGAGUG